AUGGAACAAAUGAGGUUACAAGAGAGCUUCUGCUGCUUAGAAAAUGAGGUUAGCUCUGUUACUGCAGAUAUUACCUAGAUUGAUUAAGCUUCUCAAGACUCAUACGUGAAUGGCUAUUGAUUAAUUUUCAAGGUGUCAAAAGGGGAAUGGUCAGAAAUGUCCCCUGACGAUUUAUCAGAAUAUUUCCCUCUCCCCCCCACCCCGGCUAUUUUUCAAAAGGGAAAUCCACUCUGUGACAUUAGUAGGUCACUCCAUUUCUACAAGUUAAACACAAAUUGGGAGUAGAAAUGAUUAAUUGGAAGUAAAAUUGCUCUAUUUGUAGGAGACAAGCAUCUAUCCAGACUUCACUCAUUUUUUAAAUGCCAAAUCGUCCUGGCUUUCCUUAUGUGUAUAUCUAUAUCCAUCCCUGCCAUACCCAUUUCAUAAAUAUUGCUAUAAAAAUUAGGUUAUUUAUCUUGUCAGCAACCGAGGAUAAACAUCCUCUGCCACUUAACAAGCUGUGGAUUCCCUUUGGCAGCAUUUCUAGUGAAGGUUUUAGGUUUUAAGCUGCUCACAGAAUUAGGAUAAUGUAUGCAGGUAAUACACUCACAACUAGGGCAAAGUUCUAAAAGUGGAGCAAUCACCAUAGAAACCGUUGGAAUGUCCCUACUGAUUGCUCCACAUUCAGAACUUUGGCACAGAGACUAUACAUGUGGCCGACUGACUCUAUGAACUGGAGUACCGGUAAUCCAUUUUGUUUAGUAAUAAUGUACUUGGUGAUAUAGCACAGUAAUAACUUAUAACUCCAAUUAUUUAAGAUAUAUUAUUUUCAUGAAACAAGGCACAAGGUGCCACCAUUAAGGAGUGUAUUUACAUAUCAGCAUUAAUAUUGUACAUGCAAUAACUUGUUGUUUGUGCUUACUGGCUGAAGUCCCUUAAUUUAUUAAUUACUGGUGUAUUUACUGUACAUAUAAUGUGUAAUUAUCCAAAAUACACACACAUUUAGUAAACAAAAAUAGGUCGUUUCACAGUCAGAGAGAUAUAUAAUUAGAUGUACUGACACAAAAGACCUACUGACAAUUAACAAUUGUCUAGCAAGACUUGUCCACUGGCAUAACAACUUGUGCACUGGAAUAAUGCUUUUUGUUCUGUUCCAUGUGUGUGGUACAGAAUCAAAAAACAAGACAGUGGGGGCAUGGCUUUGGGGCUCAGAUGGUUUGGGUACUUGGUACUCUCUUCCUGACCCAGCCAUUAUCUGAGCCUUCAAAGCCAAAGUGCAAAAUCACUGGUCAUGGUCAGGCUCUGCAUGUCAACGUGUUAAGGCCGGGUUUUCUGUACAUGUUCUGUGAUCAAGAGGGUCUUCUUCAUUCACACACAAGAUUGUUGUCCAAUAAUCCUCAAUGGAUAUUAACUUCCAAAGACCCUAUCUAAGACACAGUAUACUUAUACAACGUGUAUUGUUUCAUUGUUAUAUGUGUACUGUACAUGCAUGUUAACCCCUCAAAGACCAAGUUGUACACUUUGCUGUGAUAGCAGUUUACUAGAUAAAAACCUUAUAUAUUUUGCCAGUAUUGUAUGAACUCCUUAUUUAGCAAUGGCAGUUCAGUGCAGCCCCUGCCAUUAUUACUUUAGUAGGUCCUAGAAUACUAGAAGAUUGUUAUGUUGGUAUAGACCACUGUUGGUCCUUAAGGGGUUAAGAAUAGUGUUAAUUUAAUACACCACCUACUGCUAAAAGCAAAGCCAAUAAUACUGUUGAAAAUGUGAGGGUUUGAAUUCAUCCAUGUUUACAUGGAUUGCAGUUCAAGGAACCUAAAUAUUUCUCAGACACAGUUAAAACUGGUGAACAGAUAGAGAUGAAUGAAUAUCUUUCACUAAUUAAGUAUUGCAAUGAGUCAUAACUAUGAUAUUUCAGCAGUUUCCUUAUAUCAGUUAUUACAACAUCACCAUAUACUACAGUCGUCAGGACUAUGGCAGUUGAUCACACACUGUCUCCAAGAUUCUGAUAUUUUACAUUCUUUGAGUGGGAUUUAAAUGUCACAUGUGACUAACUGUCACAUGUGAAUCUAGCUAAGAAUGAAUCAAAGAUAUGCUGUUAGUUGUUUAUUCCUUAAACAUUUUUUUAAAAUAUAUUUUUUGUUAGUUUAGAUUUGCAUGAAAUUCCUUCUGUCCGUAAACAGGAAGGCACUCAAUGCAAAUCUCUUGUUGUCCCAUGAUUCCCUAUGCAGGGAAACAACUUAACAUGAUCCCACUCCCUAACUUGCACAGCAGAGGUAAGUGUGUUUUUACUUAACUCUGCUGUACUGACAUCCCCAGGAAACAUACAAAACUGUGUUCUGGGGUGACUAAAAAGGAAUUGGUCAAAAAAAAAAGUUCCUAUAUGUGACUGUAUCUGUAGCACUAAUCAGUUUAUAUAAUAUACACCCCAGGUGCUUAGUGAUAUAGAGACACUUUUCUAGCCUGUUUGACUGAGUCCUUGAGAAGAAAUAGAGAUGAAAAGAGCCAUUUUGUUAUAUACUGAACUGUUUCUACAUUGGGUAUUUUUAUCCCAUUCUCUCUAUUUCUAGACAGUGGAAGCUCUCCUUCUAACCAGGCUGGGGAUUCUACUUGGGGAUCAGGACAGGUAUGUUUAAAAACCCCAACCAACACUAAAACUUCAAAACACCCCCUCCAUAAACAGCUAUAUAUGUAUGUACAUGUCUACAUAUACCAAUGGCCACAACUAGCAAAAGUCUUCCUGAGCAACAAGCAAUAUAUUAAUGUUACUCGUGCCUUGAGCUGUGACUCAGCAGUGCCAUUAAAGCAUUCAUCUCUUUCUUUCUUUCCAUUUCAUUCUUGGUAGAAACAGGUUAAAGUUACUGCGGAAGGUGCAGGGUAUGAGCUCAGCUGACAUGUAUCGAUGGAAACUUUCUUCCCAUGAGCCAUGCAGUGCCACGUGUACCACAGGUUGGUAAACAGACACACGGGAAGUCCCUCUGUCACCUGUGAUUUUUGUUUAAUGUUUUCAUUAAUAACUACAGAAUUUUACACUGUAUUAACAUUUUUAAACGGUUCAGCAUUUAUUAAAACAGGUCACAUGUAAUCCAUAAUUUUUUCUUCUAUUGCAUUAUAUAGCUAAUACAUUGAAACAUAUCCAUAAAACAUUUUAAACAAUAAAUAAAAAAUAUUGCUCACAUUUAAAGUUCUCUCUGGACACACAUAUAUCAUUCAUCUAGUGCCUAUUGUUGUUGAGAAUACGUACUGCAGCAUGGAAAUCAAAUGGUAACUGCAACCGAAAAACAGCUUACGUCCUUUAGAAUCGCGUAGGAACAACUGCACCUUGUUCAUUUGAAUAAUUUUAGUUUUUGUUUUGUUUUUUUAAAUAGUAUCAGAACCUUCAACCUCCAGGAUCUCAUUUUGACCCACUGAGGCUGUAUGAUACCCUCUCAGCUUCAAAACCUCGUUCUUUUAGCAGUAUUGGUGUUCCAGAGGCUGGGAAUGCAUGGCCUUGUUCACUUUUCCAAUGAAAGUGUUAAUGCAGAAAGCAUAUUGCAUACUUAAUCCGUUUGUCAGGUGGUUUGUCUGAGAGAACACAAAAAGUUCGAUGUAAAAAGCAAUUCUGGGUCAGAGUUCUAAAUGUGGAGUGGCCACCAUCGAAACCAAAGGAAUGUUCCUGUCAUUUGGGCCAUAUUUAAAACUUUGUUUGGAAUUGCUUUUUAUGGAGAAAUCCUAAAGCACAUUUAUCUUUACAGGCUCUGUUUCGCCUAAGGUUCAUUAUAAGCCAAAAGCUAAAGAUCGUAAAGACACAUUCCCUUUUUUCGCAUAGCAGGUUGUGCCAGCGACCACAUGACAAUUGUGAAUUCAGUAGCACUUCUAUACAGUAAUGCCUAGCAGUUGCCUUUCUGAGCACAUACCACACCUUCCCUCAAAAGGCUUGCUAUUAUCUGAAAGUUGUCUUGAAGUUCCGGAUGCCAGCUUGUUAGCAUAUCCACAUAAAACAUUUUUCCAAAUGCCUUCUGCAGGACCGGCAUGUGUGAAAAGCUUUGUGAUCUCUCACUGCUCCCCAGACAGACAUUACAAAAGCACACUCCCACAAAUGUUCAAAGACCCUACACUAUCACAAACAUUUUAAAGUCACUCUUGCUCAAUCUUUAAAAUGCCAAACUUUCAAAGGUCACACUCUUGAAUUUUCAUAGGGCACAUUCUCUCAAACUUUCAAAUUACAUAAUUUCUCAAACUUUCAGAGGUCACUCAUGAACUUUUAUAAACCAUACUCCCUCAACCAUGCUGUGUUUAGUAAACGGCAAACCAAACUCAUAGAUCACAUAUGACAGGGAUGUUGAACUGUGACCCACCCAUCAGAUAUUUUUUGGACUAGGUGUGAAAUAUUUUUCGUAUUUUAACUGAGACACUGCAGUACACAUGUACCAUAUUUACUCACAGUGGAAUAUGCAGUUAUAGGGUAAAAUAUAAUCCUAAUUGUAGACUAAUUUAUUCUACUAAAUUACAUUUUGCAAUAUAUUCUUUAUAAUAUCAGUAAUGGUUUCUUUGGUAUAAUAAAUGUCUCAAGGAACCUUUUCAGCGCUGGCUGUUUAUGUAGCUGUGAAUUAUGGUAGCAAAAUUUGGAUAUCCAUUAUCUUUUUAUUGAUUAAUUUGCCUCCACUAACAGGAAUAAUGUCAAGCUACACUAUGUGCGUGCGAUACGAUGGGGUGGAAGUGGACGACACUUACUGUGAUGCUUUGACCCGCCCAGAGCCUGUGCAUGAGUUCUGUGCAGGAAGAGAAUGCCAGCCAAGGUACACGGCAACUUCUGAGCAGUACUUCACACAACCAGCCAUAAAUGGCCAAAAAUAUCAUGUUAGAAAAUUUAAGGGAAUAGUUCAUGACAGUUCCCCAUAAGGUAACGUCUUAGUUUAUUUAGCAAUUAUCACAGAAUCUUGGCUGCUUGUCAUGUUACAAGCCUCUGCAGACCAUGUACUGUCUCACUCACUAAGGUCAUUAACACCGUUCCACAUGGCAUUUCAAAUACCCAUAUUAAUAAAUCUCACAUUUCCUUGCAUGUGAAAGAUUACCCUAUUUAAAUAUUCAGGAUGCAAAUGAUCUCCAGGGAAACUUGGUUAUGAUUUCCAUUUCCUCUGUUUGCUGAUGGAACAUGUCAAACCGAACGAUGGGCCCAUAAGCAUUUUUUUAACAUUGUCACGGCAAGUCUUUGAUGUCCCCUUGCUAGGUGUAGAUCCAAAACAGCAGUAGCUGUUUAAAUGCCCAUUGAAUUUGACUAAAAUGAGGCAGGCUAAGUCUCCCAUAACGCAAGUCAGCAUGGGAGAGAGGCAGAUGUGCUACUGGUGUGGUAUGGAGUAGCAGGUCCAUUUAAAUGUAAAUAAUACUCAGAGUGGUGACUGACAAAAGGUUUGGACUGCAUCCAGAAUGGAUGCUAAGAAUUUUUCACAUCUUCUGAGCCAUUUAAGGCUUAAAUCUGUCCUACUAAGCAGGGGCAAUACACAAGGGUGGGCCCAUGACUACUACUUGUCCCCUCUUUAUGCCACUUGCUGUACUGUUGUCAGUUUACUUUAGCACUUUAUCUGUUGCAGAUAAAUCUCAUAUGCAUUAACCAUCUUGAUAUGCACCUUGUUAUCACUAGAGCAUAGAUAUAGGGUUAUUCAGUAAACUAAGAAUUGUGUAACAUUUGCUAAUUGCAAAUUGUAAGCCAGAAUAUCCACAUUGAACAAUUUUUACAAACGUAAAAAAAACAUAUUUUUCAACUCAACUAUUUUGAUCUAAAAUGUGCAAAUCUUGUGUCAAUUCUCCACAUAUAUUGAGAAUAAACCCUGAUCUUUUAUGGCUCAUAUUUAAGUUUUGGCAUGUAAAAGUGAAGAUUAAAUGUUUGAAGAAUAAAAAUAAUGUCCUGUAUGACUGAGUAUUUUAUAAAUGUCUGCUUUUAAUUUUAAAAAUAUAUAUUUUCGUCCACAAUUUACCAUGACGUAUUGGCAUUUUAAGUUAAACAUGUGCUCAAAGUGGGUUCUUAGUUAUGAGGUUAAAAAAAAACAGAAUAAACACAGGCAAACUGAAAUGCAUCUUUUUGUGACAGAUGGGAGACCAGCAGCUGGAGUGAGUGCUCGCGGACCUGUGGGGAGGGCUAUCAAUUUCGAAUUGUUCGAUGCUGGAAGAUGAUAUCCCCUGGUUUUGAUAGCUCUGUGUACAGUGACUUGUGUGAUUCCGCUGAUAUCACCAAACCAGAUGAGAAGAAGGUCUGCAGAAACCCAACAUGUGGACCCCAGUGGGAAAUGUCAGAAUGGUCCGAGGUACGUCGAUAUCACACUUCACUCUGCACUAUAUUGUAAGCUGUGGGGGCUAUUUACUGUAUAACGAAAUAUAGGUGCAAAGUAGCUGAGUAAAUUGAUUCCGCUCAGUGCCUGAUUUUCCAUUAGGCAGAGUAGGCACUUGCCUACGUGCUCCAAAGCCUGCAGGGACAUACUAUACACACCAGAGCAACUACAUUGUUCUGGUGACUAGUGUCCCUUUAACUCCUCUUAAAACCUAAACACCUCAUGUACCCGAAUAUUAGAUUCAACCCAACUCUAGCCCUAAACUUAAUAAUGCUAGACAGCAUUCAUACUACAACUUUAACUUCUCUCAAGCUGUUAAUCUUUUUAACACUAAACACCCUGCAACAAGCAUGUCAAACUCCAAGGCUAACACGGGCCAAAUAAACAAGGUUUAAGUUCAUAUGAGCCGCAAUAAAAACAAAAACUUCAGUUUCAUAAAAAUUUAGGUUUAUUUAGAAAAGUACAGAAUAAAACAGUUGCCUAACUGACACUGGACGUCCUCACGCUCCUAGGGCUAUAAAGUAAACAAAAGAGCAAAUUUAUUUUAAGGUACAUUUGCAUAUAACCAAUGUUUCAGUCCAACUACCUUGACAUAUUAAGAAAAGUUUGGUAAUAGGACUGAAAUGGUGAAUGAAUGCUGUUGGACAGCUGUAGAAAACAAAUUACAUUAUCUUGAUUUUAUUUUGAAGUCUUGAAGUCCUAUGGGUGUGUUCUGCACUUGAUGAUCUCAGACAUGUGCAUGUGUGUCAAAAAGCUGCAUGGCCAAUCAGCAUCUCCAUGGGGAGCGUUCAGCGUCUCCAUGCCAACCCAAUAUAAUACACUGCCCCUCCCCAUUCUAAUACAUUGCUCCCAAACCAAUACACUGCCCCCCCUCCCUCCACUCUUAUAUGCUGCUCCCUCCAGCGAAUCUAAUUCACUGCCCCUUGAUCUAAUACACUGCCCCCUUCACCCCUCAAUCUAAUGCACUGUACCCCUCCCUCCACUCUAAUUGAAUACACUGCCCCCACACCCACCACUCUAAUUUAAUACACUGCCCCCCUCCCUCCUUGAUUUAAUACACUGCCCUCCCCCCAAUUUAACCACUGCCCGCUCCCCCACUCUACUUUCACCACUCUAAUACACUGCCCUUCCUCACCCAAUUUAAUAGACUGCUCCCCUCCUGCUACAAAUUAAUACAUUGCCCCCCUUCAAAUUAAUACACUGCCCACCCUCCUCAAUUUAACACACUACACAGGUAGGUCCCCUAUACCCCUUUUCUCCUACCUUAAGAUGAGUCCCUCGUUCUCCAGUUACAGCCCUGCUCCUCUCUGCUCUAGCAGGCCAGAGGCUCCUCUGGCACUGCGAGCAGAAGGGAAGAGGGAGAGGCUGGCCUGCUCUGCGGACAGACAGCCACUCUGUGCUCUUGUGGUCGCGGAAGCACGCGAUCGGCUGUGGGAGGGAAAACAAGAAUCAGUUGCAGCCACAACACAAAGCGGCCAGAGGGCAGGUGGGCCACAAAGAUAAUCAUUCUGGACCACAAGUUUAACAUGCUUGCCCUACAUAACUAACGCAAUUAACUCUUUUCUAAUCUGCAUACACUUACAGAUUCAAACCAUAUAUUACACGCAGAGCAGGAAUAUGCACAUACAUACGUAUAUAUAUAUAUAUAUAUAUAUAUAUAUAUAUAUAUAUAUAUAUAUACAUACAUACAUAUAUAUGCAAUUGUCAAAUAUAUGAAUAUAAUUUUUUAGAUGGUUUAGGCCUGCAAUUUCCAGUUAUUAUACUCACUCUAUCUGCCAUUUUGGGUAGGGGAGCAGGGGGUGCCUUAGAAUGAUGUGCCUAGAGGCACCUGACAUUUAAACCCAGCCCUAAUUGAGCUGGAGAAAAUAUUUGGCUUAGCUGUUCUGGGCAAUAUGUCGGUUCGCCACAAAAAAGAUUUGUGCAUAUAUUAACCGUUGUCAUAAUAAUGAAUAUAAGGGAAGAAAGUAAGACCGUAAGGUCCUAAACGGAAGAAUAGUACAACAAAGAAAGGGAGCCCUACCUUUAUUAAUCCUAAUGAUGGGAACAAUAUAAAAUGAACAGGAAAAAUAAGGGAGACCAAAGGAAAAGGAAAUGGUGUGUCAAAGCACAUCCAAAACCUAACUACUAACCUACUCAGAAUAGCCAGGCUAUGUCAAAAUCCCAUGCAAGCCUAGGUAACUAUACAUAGAGUGUAGGGAGUAGAAAGAACAGGUAAUAGGAGGAAAAUCACUGCUAGGCUAAUUAAAGGAUGAAACUAAGUGCAUCCUAAGAGGGGGAAGAGAAGACUCCCAAAAACCCAAGCCCAGUUCUAGAUCACUAUAAAGAAAAAAAGAAAAAAUUAUAUAAUGAAUGCUUAUAGUUGUGUACCUCGGCACUGUGAUGUAACACACAGAUGCCUACCUGUAUACCUCUCCCUGCCUGUCCAAAUAGCUAGUAUGCAUAAAUUAACCUAAAUAGAAAUCCAUAAUUCUGUGCUACCAAGUGAAUGAUAAAAGAAAAUAAAGAAUUAGCUCAUGAGGCAGGGAGAGGUAUACAACUAUACAUCACAGUGCCGAGGUACACAGCUAUAAUAAUUCAUUAUAUAAUUUUUUCUUUUUUUCUUUAUAGUGAUCUAGAACUGGGCUUGGGUUUUUGGGAGUCUUCUCUUCCCCCUCUUAGGAUGCACUUAGUUUCAUCCCUUAAUUAGCCUAGCAGUGAUUUUCCUCCUAUUACCUGUUCUUUCUACUCCCUACACUCUAUGUAUAGUUACCUAGGCUUGCAUGGGAUUUUCUGAGUAGGUUAGUAGUUAGGUUUUGGAUGUGCUUUGACACACCAUUUCCUUUUCCUUUGGUCUCCCUUAUUUUUCCUGUCCAUUUUAUAUUGUUCCCAUCAUUAGGACUAAUAAAGGUAGGGCUCCCUUUCUUUGUUGUACUAUUCUUCCGUUUAGGACCUUACGGUCUUACUUUCUUCUCUUUUUUUUCUUUGGAUACUGUAUAUUGUGGGUUAUUCCCUGUUUGGGAAGAAUAGUUUUAGGGCAUUUUAAACACUGACCCACGGGCCAAAUUGGUGACCCCUGGGUCAGUGACUUCAGUAUUAUUUCAUAAUAAAGAAAAUGCAAGGUUACUCACUAAAGUUCAAGAUGUUAUAGUGCUUUAUUACCUUAAGAGGUUAAAACGUUCUCAAAUCAGUACCUUUUUGAUGAAGGUCGAGCUACUGAUUUCUACAAUUUCAGAAUCCGGAUGUCACUGGGGGAACUGCAGAUCUGGCAUUAGAGGCAGCCUUUGGGGUUAAGUCAUUGAGAACGGUGUAACCACUUAAGGUAAAGCGCAUGGGGCCAUCCUGUUACCAUAACAACUUAAUUUAGAUUAAGUUGUUAUGGUGAACGGAGUGUUCAUUUAACCAUGUUAAUGUUUUAAUUCUGCAAAACUUUGACGCAAAUGUCAAACAGUAGCCACUGAGGCUGCAUUCUGUGGUUCAAAUUCCAAAGCAUGCAGCCUAUGAACAGACCACACCACUGCACUGUUGCAGUUAGGGGGUGAAUUGAGGAGAAUGUGUUUGGUAGCUAUAGUAUAUAUUAAAUAACUGUUCUCCUGUUUGAUACAAAGCAGCCAACUGUAAAAUUUUACUGUACCCAUAUUAUGAAUUUUGUCAUGUUCCCUGUGAUCUUCUCAAUUUUUCCAUUUUUAAUUUAAAAAAACGUGCGCACAACAAUUAUUCCAGUUUAUAUACACUAACCGUACUGAAUCCUCUCAAUCGUCAGAGCUGUUUUAUUCAGGCAAUUGUUCUAUCUGGUAUGUUUAGGGUAAUGCUGUGCAUCCCCCACUGGGAUAGAAAUCUUUGAUGCCUUUCUCUAGCCACUGGGCACUUUUGCCAACAAAACUAAUCUUAUUUGGAUCUGUGUUUAAUCACAGUAGGGCCAGAGCAAAUUGGCAGCACAUUAAACAGUCCCAAACAACAUGAUCAGAAAGCCAUAAAAAUCCCUGUGAAGUGCUAGAGAAACGCGCCGGACACACGCUUUACCUCAUUCAGCACCCUGCAUGGAAAUGCCGUCCACAGCUGAUAACCAGUCCUUUGUGUCACAAAACAGUUCAGGGAUGCCAAGAACCAGAGAUUUGGUGUGUGUUAUUGAAGGCAUUGGAUUGACUCAAUGCACAACUUCUGAUGUUCCCAUUGCAGUAUGGCAGGCUACACAUGUUUCACUUGUGAAAGGCAUAUUUACCCAGUAGCUCUUGGUAGCAGGAUCACAAAAAGUUACAGGUGUUUUUUACAAUUUUAGCUGGUACAACAUGAGUAUGCUACGGUUCUAGAUGAAGAAAAAAGCAACAUGCCAUUGUUCCCUUUUUUAGGAAAAUGUAUAGAGAUGUGAAACCUGGAUAUUGCAUUCAGAAAGUAUUCAGACCCUUUUGUUUUUCAUGCUGUUACAAUUGCUUGAAUUAUUUUUUCUUCACAUCAAUCUUCACUCAAUACCCCAUAAUGAAAAAAGCAAAAAACACAUUUUUGAAAAUGUUGGACAUUUAUUAACCAAUCUAACCAAUCCUACAUCUUUCUCAGCCCUCUUGUCAUUUUUCUCUCUUGCACUCAAAGAAAAAAUAGAUGAAUUCAAUUAAAAUGUGUUGAUGAAUGUGUAUGAUUAGAAUUGUGUGUAUAUGUUAAGAAUGGUGCUAUGUGCAUCUGUAGUGCUUUUCCUCUAAUCUCCUCGACUAUACCUUGAAUGUAUGCUCAUGACUGCCUUCAUUUUGUUCAUGUCUCCUUUUCCAUAGCCUUCACUCCUGAGCUCUAGAUUGUUGAAAGUGUCAAUAUGGAGAAGUAACUGUCUGAUAGUGACUUGUGUGUGUGAUUUCAACGUUGAUAUUUAAAUUUACCUUUUAUCAUUUACCAUUUUCCCUUGAGCAUGCCAACUUGCUUGUAACUUAUGCAAUCUGAGUUUGUUGACAUACACCAAAAAUUCACUUACCCAUGAGAUGCCGCGAAAGACCAGUUUUUCUUAGCUCAAGAUGUGCUAGUAAACAGCACAGACAUUUUUCUCACUUCUGAAUGUCAUUUAUUUUAGGUUUUAUAUUGUUAUGCUCCAGUUAGUAAAUCGAGCCCAAUGAGAUUAAUAUUCUGACAACCUUCCCUUCCUAGAACUGUGCCCAAACCUUGAACACUUUCACAAUCAUUUUGUUUUAUGUUUUUGUACUUAAUUUUCUUUUUUUCAGACAUUUGCAGCCAUAAAAAUUAUUUGUCAUUACAUUUUUUGUUAGACGGUUUUGUAGACUUUCAGAAGAGGAAAUAAAUAAAUAAAAUAAUCUCACACCUUAAACCAGAUGUGCUGGCAGCUGGCGUUCAUGUGCUGACCAGCUGUCUUCUUCUGCUUCGUACUUCAUGUCUGGAGACACACUGUGCUUGUAGGUAAAAUUAGUAGGGUCUGUAGUCUAGAGGUACAGGGUGACCCUUAUUCUGAAAUGCAAUAUUCUGCAUAAUCAGUGUCUUUCUGUUGCUGAGAAUCUAAUCUUGUAUUACAUAACACACUAUGUGUAACUCUCCAACACAGCUUAUUCUUUUAAAGACACCAAUUGUUUUCCGAACAUCUGCCUUCAACAUAGAAUGGACUGUGUGUUGACUCAACCAUAUCCAUCAUCUGUUAAUUAAACUGAAUGUUUCUCAUAGACAAUACUGGGCUGUAUUCAUAUUAUUCCUUUGUGUUUCUUUCUAAAUCUCCUUAAUUUGAAGAUCUCAUUAACUUGGCUUGAAGUCUGUACCUCUCAAUUUGUUUACGUCUUAAAUUGCGGACAUGCUCUAUGUACACUGUUGGAAAUGGGCUCGAGGACAAUGCAAAAUAGUUAUAUGGAUAGGAGAGACAGACGUGCUGUGUGAGUUUCACUGUGAUACAACUUGGAAGACUAGUAAAUGUGUUGGGGAUUUAUUCACUAAACCUGGAAUUGUAUAAAAUUGGCAAGUUAAUUAAUGAAAAGAGCCAAGCUGCAAAAGUAACGGGCCUUUAGAUUUAUUUCCUAGUUUAGUGAAUAAACUCCAGUGUGAAGUCAAAUGGAAUUAAAAAUAAUCUGUACACGGGGGGCGGCGCCUGACAGCGUACCGGAGCAGUCGUCAUAUUUCAUAGCUCCGACAGAUUGGAAAUAUAUCUGCCAAAUAUUGGACACAUCGAAUCCUUACCAGCCGUGGGUGGACCAGAUAUCAACAGAGGGUAUAUCGCUGAACCCGCUGAUGCCUUUCUUUUACACCGCGACUAGAAAAACCCGCAGCCGCGGCCCCAAGGUGUCGUAAUGUCAGGAUUACUGUUUGAUCCAGCACGUAGAACUGUACAGCACGAAUGACGACAAAUAAGUAACGUAUGGCCGGAUUUAACGUACAAAGAAUAGUCAAAAAUACUAGCCGAGGUCAGGGAACACAGAAAGGGACACAGCGAUGAGGAAAGCCAGGAGUCAGGAUACCAGAAUAUAGAGAAGUCAAUAAACAAAGCCAAAGUCAAAAACCAGGUAGAAAACUAUAAACAGGAAUGCGCUCUCGGACAACCACAAGGGAAACCACGACAGGGCACUGAGCAGGCUGAGAACUGGGCCUAAAUACCCCUCCUUUAGUUCUGAUAGGCUGUAACCGGCCUUUGACCCCAAAGUCAGUUACCAGGUUUCAUUUGCAUAAUUGCUGCUCAGCAUUAACCCUUCUGUGGAUUAGGUUGCUGCUCGGCACAACUUUUCCUGUGUGGACAGUAAAUGUCAUUAACCACAUUUCUAUAAGCGGAUGAAUACAUGACACCAGGUUUCAUUUGCACAAUUACUGCUCAGCAUUAACCCCUCUGUGGAUUAGGUUGCUGCUCGGCACAACUUUUCCUGUGUGGACAGUAAAUGUCAUUAACCGCAUUUCUAUAAGCGGAUGAAUACGUGACACAAGGCCUACCUGCUGACAGGCAUGCUUUAUUGCGACCCAGGUUCCCAUUGUUACCAACGCCACUUAACGGGACAGGUGGCUUACAAGCGCAAAACCCUGUACUGUUACCACACCACCAUCAAUGUGUUGAACCAAAGCAUCGUUAUUUGUAGCCCUAAAAUUCACCAUUAUUAACAAUGGCAAACUAGUUAUAACUACCCAGCCCAUUAUAUAUAAAAAAAACUGUGCAAUGUUUGUUUUAGCCAAGUCACUAUAUUCACAUGGUCACUGUUAUGUCUCAUACAUAUGCUGUUGUGGCAUAUCCAAAUGUGUCUGUACCACUGUUAUUGCACUGAAAAUAAAGAAUUAAAAAAAAAACCUGUACACAAUGUACAGUAAUGUGGAUGAGUAAGCGUUAAUAUCUUUGUUUUAAAGGGGAGCUGUCACUACAUUUUACUUUAUUUCAAGGGUGUGAAAAAGUAGAUGAAAUGAAAUGUUGAAAUCCACACUUUAUUCUGUAGUACUAGUGGAUGCCUCUAUCUUAGCUCCUUGUCAAUAUUUUUUUAAGCUCUGUCCUUUGCAUUUAGCAGUCAGCACAGAGAGAGCAUACAGAGAAGAGGAGAAAUUAAAAAUGUUUCUAUUUUUCAUUUGCAAUGUUCGUCCUUGCUUUGUCUUGUCUGAACUGGAUUAUGAUAUGUAUUUAAACAAAAAUGAAGCAUCUGAUAAAAAUAAGUUUAACAUGGUUUAUUCAAUGGUGUUAUUUCCAGAGAGGAUAUGGUGGGGUCUCAUUUCUUUGCAUUAAAUAAAUGGAAAUGUAUCUGUGAAAUACUGGAGGAUUGCCUUAACCAUGACUAUUAAUAAGCUAACCGUGAUCAAAGGCAAAUUAGUUUUGUGAAAUAUGAGCCUAACUAAUUUUUUUCAUUUCUUUAAAUAGUGUUUUGGUAAAUAAAACAUCUUCUGUCCUAGUGUACAGCAAAGUGUGGCGAGCAUAGUACAGUGACAAGGGACGUGCGCUGUUCAGAGGAAGAAAAGUUAUGUGACCCAAACACCAAGCCUCCUACAGAGAAAAACUGUACAGGAACACCUUGUGACCGGCAAUGGACCGCUUCAGACUGGGGACCGGUGAGAAGACAAUUUUACUGUUCAAUCUAAUGUUAUAAUGAAUUAGUGUGGAUUUAGGAAAUACAGGCCAUGCCAAACUACUUCUAACAUAUCAUAAUUAGAAUAUAAUUUGUAUAUUAAUUUUUGCCUGUUAACUCUUUAUAGAUAAUAGAAUGUGAUCUAUACAAUGUGCAAUACAUAGACACAUUUAGAUUUCAUCCAUUACCUUAAAAGGACAUUAUAGUCACAAAAACAACUUUAGUUUAUUGAAGCAAUUUUUGUGUAUAAAUCAUGCCCUUGUACUUUCACUAGUCAUUCCACUGCCAUUUAGGAGUUAGAUCACUGUUGUUUCUGUUUAUGCAGCACUAGCCACACAUCCUCUGCCUGUGAUUGACACUGCCUCCAUGAAAAAAAAAAGUUUUAAUUUUCAAUCAGAUGUAACUGACUUUAAAAGUGUUUAUCUCUUGCUCUGUAAAUUGAACAUUAAUUACACACAGGAGACCCCUGCAGGAUCCAGCAAGGUAUUAACAGAGCAGGAGAUAAUAAAUUAUAAAUUAAACAGAAUUUGCAAUAAAGGAAGUGUAACUAUUAGAUGACUCUUUACAGGAAGUAUCAAGGAAAGCUGCGUAAGUCACAUUUAGGGAGGUGUGACUAUGGCUGCAUAAACAAAGUGAUUUAACUCCUAAAUUACAGAGAAUGGAGCAGUGAGACUGCAGGGGCGUGAUCUAUACACCAAAACUGCUUCAUUAAGCUUCAGUUGUUUUGGUGACUAUAGUGUCCCUUUUAUGUUUUGACAUUGAGGUUAAAUUUCUAGUCCAAAAUAUGAUAACCACAAAGUGCAUACAACUGUACCCUCCCCUAAAUUGAAUUAGGAUGUCCCACAAUGGCCUUUGUGUGUGCAUGUGGUACGCAAUGCUGUACAAAGGUCUGAGCAUUUGAAGGCAGGUGGAGACAGGCACAUCCAUUUUGGCUACCAGCAGUGGCGUACACACGACCCAUGGGGCCCCAGUGCGAAAAUUGAUCCUUGUCCCCUGGUCGCAGGGGUGGCAGCCCACGGUAUGUACGCCAGUGCAUGCAGAUACACACACACACUUAAAGGACCACUACAGACACCCAGAUCACAUCAGCUCAAUUAAGUGGUCUGGGUGCCAGGUCCCUCUAGUUUUAAUCCUGCAGCUGAAAACAUAGUUUCAGAGAAACUGCUAUGUUUCACAAAGGGUUGAUCCAGCCUCUAGUGGCAGUCACUGACAGCCGCUAAAGGCGCUUCCGCGAUUCUCUCUGUGAAAAUCACAGUGAGAAGACGCUGGACGUCCAUAGGAAAGCAUUGAGUAAUUUGGAGCUGAGAGGUGGAUUGGGGCGGAGGGAUCCCCAGCGCCAAGGGAGUCCGGCGCUAGAGAAAGGAAAGUGCUGAAGGGGUUUUAAACACACACACUCUCACGAACAGACGCAUACACACUAGCUAACAGACACACACUCAGCGACAGACACACAUACACACUCACUUACAAAACAUACACUCUCACUGAAAAACACACACUCGCUAACAGACAUCAAACAGACUCACUAACAGACACACACAAACUAACACACUCAGUAACAGACACACACACACACACACUCAGUGACACACAAACUAACACACAGUCAAUAACAGACACACACAAACUAACACACACACAGAAAAACUAACACAGACACAGUAACACACACAUAUACAUGUUUUUUUUAAUAGUGAUCUCCCAGCCUCCCUACCUUUGGGAGUGCUGAGGAGAUUCCCUGGGGUCCAGUGGUGUUGCUGGGCGGCCGGUCCUGCGGGCUCACGAGGGAGCACUGAGAUCCUUCUGUUCAGCUCCCUCGCGCGCCGCUUACCGAUGCCGGAGCCGGAAUAUGAUGUCAUAUUCCGGCUCCAGCAUCAGUGCGGUGCGCGAGGGAGCUGGGCAGAGAGCGCUCAGGGGAGAGUGCUCCCUCGCGCGCGCUCCAUCCAGCCCACCCAGUGACACCAGGGCCAGCCUCGGGGGGCCCUGAGGUGGCCAGCUCCUGAGCCCCCCAGGAGAUGAGGCUGGCCACACUGGCAUUCAUACCGGGUCGCAGGGCGGCCGGGCCCCAUGGUGGGCCGGGCCCGGUCGCAGCCACGACCCCGGUAUGUACGCCAGUGGCUACCAGUUUGAUUUCAGAAAGUAGCGAGUUACAUGUGAAUAUAAAAUAGUAAAUUAUUUAUUAAUCACUAAUUACACAUGCUGUUUUGACUACUUUUCGGUUAUGUCACUUAAAUAUGUAUAAAACCUUUACAUUUUAAUUUAUUUAUUUUUUACUGGUGUAGCAGAACAUGCCAUAGCUAGUUUAUUACAGAUUAUUAAUAAAGUCUAUACAGAAUAUUGCAAUAUUUUUAUAGUGAUAGAUAAGUGAAUGUGGAUGAAAACAAUUAACAACAGACGCAAAGAAGCAUUUCAUUGAACACUAGUGAAUUUAAAUCUGAAGUGCAAAAUUUAGGCCAAAAUAGGUGAAUUGGAAAUAUUCUUCAACGCUGCUAUAGUCAUAGCUUGGCUAUUUUACCACAAUUCAGUGUCUAUUGAAUAAACCCCAUAUGAAACCUCACUAAAGUGUAUAUUAUCUGGAAUUCAAAAUUAAUUCAAAGUGAUUUUUGAGGGUAUUGAGAUUAUUUUUGUCAAGGUGAUGUUUAAUGUAUAUAAAAAGCAUUUGCAUUUGUAGAAUAAAACUAACUUUCUUACUUAUGACAUACAACAUAAUAUAUUUUAAGAAAAACACAAUAACAAUCUGAGCAUCAUGAAAAUGUAGUUCACAAGUGUUUGGGUUGUGAGAGGUGCAACUUCUGACAUCCUUUAUCUGGCGAUUGUACGCCAACAAGUAAUGGAAGGCCAAAACUCGAGAGGCUUGGUGUAAAUUUAAAUUCAUUGUAAAAUAUUUAUUUUUGUCCUGUUACAAAUUUCACAUAGCGUGUUCCACAGAGCAAUUCUUAACUAAUUUUUUCAAUCGAAUCUUUUUGGACCUGUGUUGGGCACCUUGUCUUUUAGUAAAUAAGCCCCUUCGUUCCUUCAUUUGCAAUUACGGCCUACAACAGUUAGGAACAGGGCAGUGCUUUUUGCAUAAUGCAGACAAACACAGUGUAAUAUCAGGUCAGGAAUACAGGAGCUUGGAAAAGACACCAUUCUGAUUAUUUUCAAGAGUAUCUGAAGAUAAUGGUUCCCAGUAGAGAAUUCAUUAUUUGCAGACAACACAGGUCUGGUUUGGAGAGUAGCUCCCUUCUGGGAACAUGAUGUUGGUCCAUUAAAAAGAUUUCACAAUUGCAAGUAAUCCAAUAAGCUUUAAAUUGCAAUGCAACUUCUGGUCCUCUGCUGUUGGUUUUAAUGAAUGUUACCAGGCAACAGUUUCCUAGGAGAUAGUCUAUUUAUAGUUGUAAUUGAUGAUUACCAAUGGAGGCAAAAAAUAGAUUUGGAAGAGGUGCAUGUUUGUGUCGUUCUGGUGGCUAGACUGUGCUUGAAGUGGAGUCAUGGCAGGAAUGCCCAGGGGUAGGGAUUAGUCAUAGGCCCUUUCCAAUUAUCUAUAGCUGGGCUUCCAGAAAAGAACUGGUUUGCGCAAAAAAGUACAGAAUUUGGCACAGGUUAAACAAGGGAAUUUGUUCAGCCAUGUUAAGCUUCUGUUCAUAACUCAUUUGUCUUGUGGUUUCAGUGCAGUGGAAGCUGUGGUCAGGGGAAGAUGAUCAGGCAUGUCUACUGCAAGACGAGUGACGGAAGAGUCGUCCCUGAAUCUCAGUGCAAUUUAGACACCAAACCUCUGGCCAUCCAUCCCUGCGGAGAUAAAAACUGCCCCCCACACUGGGUUAGCCAGGACUGGGAAAGGGUAAGAAGUGGACGAGUUCACAGACUUUAAAAUACAGUGUGUUAAACGGCACAUGUAAAAUAUCAUAGCUGACCAUUAAAAACAAUAAAUGCCAUCAGAAAAUAUAUGUAUCAACUUAGAGUUCUAACUGAUCUUUCAAGCAGAUAUCUGUUACCAGCAAAAUGAUAGCACUAUGGCAGUGAGUGACGACUGCAUAAAGUGAGUGGGGGAUACAGAGAAUAGGUGGUUGUAUAAAUUCAAGGGACCAGAGUAAGUAGACAGCUGCAUUAUUUGAAUGGGCUUUUUGCAUUGAGUAAAUGGCUGAAUAACGUAAAUUGGAUUUGUUCUAAGUGAGUGAGAAUUGCAUUACAGUUUAAGUGUUGUAUAUAAUGGGCCUUCGUACUAAUCCAUAAAAAUAUUUCAAAUUCCACAAUCAUUUUUAUCUAAACAUUUGCUAUGUAAAAUGCAAAAUGAAUAUAUCCAUUUAUUGGUGAUAGGUUUACUUAAUAAUAUGUUGUAUUAACAUUUUAAUCCCAGAUAGAGAGAUGUAUUCAAGUUAAAUAUCCAAUACUUUACUUGUUGACCUUCAUUUAUGGCAACAUUUAGUGAUGGCUAUUUAACACACUUAGAUUCAGCCCAGUCUAGGCUAAAUGUCAUGUAGAAAGGGGAGUCGAUACCUGGAAUAAAUGUAAUGUGUAAACUUUUCAAACUGAAUCAGUGAGAUAGAAGAUGUAGUAGAUAUUGGGAAGAAUUUCCCAGUAAAGGCAAUUUACAAUCCUGAAAGGUUUGUAGGUCACUUCAAUAGAUACACAUUACUAAACGUAGAUAUUUCAGAUUGAUUGGGAUAAGUACAAGGCCUGUUCUGAAGAUUACAUAAUUGGCAGGCUGUAUGGGACAGUGGAUAGCCAACUCUUUAAAGGUUCUGGGCUCUCUUACUUUGUUUAUAUUUUCCUCCUCCCAUUACUUCCAGUGUAACACGACCUGUGGCCGGGGAGCAAAGCAGCGAGUCGUUUUGUGCAUGGAGGUGGCUAAUGGCAAAGUCAAAACCCGCACUACCUCUGACUGUGAUGCUUCCAAGAAGCCCAGUGAGGAGAGCACUUGCUUCGAAAGACCGUGUUUCAAGUGGUACACCACACCCUGGUCGGAGGUAAUGAUCAUGCACACUACUUGUCUUAUGACCAGAGGUGUUUUGGGUUAUUGCUGCCAGAUGCAGCUUUUACAUAUAUGCACAUCUUGCCUAGAGACCAUAUCAUGGCUCAGAAAGAGGCUGGCAAAGCAACAUGGCAGUUUAGCUGGGUAUCUGACUUUUGGCUACCCUUGAUCUGGACAGUGGCCUCUUUUUUAACUGAAUUACCUAACCCCAUUUAUCUAUGGUUUUUUAUUUUUUAUUUUUUUUAGUUUUAAAUACUUUGUAAUGCAAAUUUGCUCCACCAGCAAUGCAUGUGUCUUAUUUUAGAGUAAAAUUAUAGAUGAAAAAAGAUUUGCUUUAAAGGGGUUUAUAAUGUGUGGUGUUUGGUGAUUCGAGGGCCAAAAGGGCCAUGGUAUACUAUGCCAUGGACAUCCAACUCAAUUAAACAUUCUCUAAACAAUUUAUUUUAAGGAGCCCUUUAAAUUAAAUUUAGUAGCUAGCAUAAGCUUAACCAGAUGGCAGAUAGUAACCAAUCUGUCAUUACAGUGCAGCAAAACAUGUGGAGUGGGAGUCCGGAUGCGAGAUGUCAAGUGCUAUCAAGGAACGGAUAUUGUACGUGGCUGUGAUCCAUUAGUGAAGCCUGUGGCUAAACAAACGUGUGAUUUGCUGCCUUGCCCCACAGAACCACCAGGUGAGUGACUCAACUCUAAGCGAAUUGAGGGCAAAAUAGAUCUUGUAUGAAGGCAUAAGAGAUCUUGUAUGAAGGCAUAACAAAUCACUUAAAGCAGAUCUGUCAUUUUCAGCGGUCUUUGCAGAUUUCACAAGGAAAGAUAAAACUGACAGAUCUGAUGUUAAAUCAGUGGCCGCGUAGGGGAUGUGAGUUUUACUUACCUCGGGCUGGUGACCACUGCCAUCUGCCUGCUGCUGUCCUCUUUGGCUCCUGAUACAGUUGCCAGAAGCCACAUCAGUGCUGUAUUCUUGUGCAUGAACGAGAGUACAACACUGAGGUCUAUGGAAGACUGCAGGAUCCUCCAUAGAUAAAACCUGAAUCCCACAGUCGUCAGUUGUGAUGGCUGCUGGGAUUGUACAAACGUUAACGACACAGUUCCACCUUUUGUGAACUAUUGUCAACCUCAGGCUUUACCAUAAAACAAAGUAAUACCAUAAAUAUGUACAUAAGUUAUUACAAUAUUUCAAAUAAAAUGAAUUCAAAUAUAUAUUCACCUUUGUAGUUUCUAUGUUUGACGCAAAUCCCCAGGUUUAGCAUCUACCAUCAUUCAGCUGUCCCCAAGAGGAAAUAGUUCACACCUUCCAGCCAAUCCUAACCAUUGUUCAGAUGUGAGGAUAAAUUUCCUGCCCUGCAUAGGUUCGUGUGAUGUGUAGUUCAGCAGUUCUAUUUAUUAUAAAGAUGUGCAUAGGCGUGCGCACUGGGUGUGCCUGGGCACACUCUAAUCCCCGCGGCACGCCUAUGUAUUGAGUCCUGCAGGAGCAGAGUUCCUGCACUUUUUUGAGCAGGAACGCUGUUCCUGCAGGCACUCAGCGCCCCCAAAUGCUCCCCUUUCACCCCCUGUCAUGGGGGGGGCUAAGGGGUGAUGGACCCUCCCCCCAGUCGGUUGCCUGUCUCCAAAUCAGACGUGGCGAAGGAGCGGUGUCCACUAUGCUCCCUCGAGCCGAUGCCGGGAGCCGGAAUAUGACGUCAUAUUCCGGCUCCCAGCUACUGUAGACAGCCUGCGCGGCGAGAGUGAGCAGAGUGGACACCGCUCCCUUUCCUCGUCUGAUCUGGAGACAGGCACCCGACCAACUGGACCCCAGGGACAGGUCCACGCCAGCUCUCCAGGUAGGGAGGCUGGGUGGACAUUUUUUAAUUAAAAAAAAUAAUUUGUGUGUGUCUGUGAGUGUGUGUGUGUGUGUGUGUGUCUGUGAAUGUAUGUGUGUGUGUGUAUGUGUGUCUGUGAGUGUGUGUGUCUAAGUGUGUGUGUGUCUGUAAGUGUGUGAGUGUGUCUGUGAGUGUAUGGGUGAGUGUGUGUGUGUGUCUGUGAAUGUAUGUGUGUGUCUGUGAGUAUGUGUGUGCACGCGUAUAUAUGUGUGUGUCAGUGUGUGUGCGCACGCGUAUAUAAUAUUUUGGGGGGGGAUCUUGGGAGAGUUCCCACACUUUAUUCCCCAGGACUUCUCUGGAGACCUCCGGAUCUCCCCUGUCGGCUCAAGCAGAGUCGGCACUAGCUGAGUGCCGGCUCUGCUCUAAGCCUUCAUGGGCUGGCGGGGAGAUCAAAGAUCUACCUCACCAGCCCACAGCAGCAUGGAGGGAGGCAGGUUCCUCUCACGAGAUCUGAGCAUUGCCAUGGCAGGCUAGAGUUCACUCUCCACUGGACCACCAGGGAUGGCACAUGGCAGUAAGGAUCCCCCCUCACUAUGUAAGGUAAGAAGGGAGGGGGGAUAUUUACUAAUCUGCUCCCACCUCCACAAUCCCUCCAAACAUACAGCACACACACACACGUACAGCACCCACACACAUACAGCACCCUCACACAAACAUCACCCACACACAUACAGUACACAUACAGUACACUAACUGCACCCUCACAAACACACACAGCACCUUUACUCACACACAACACCCUCACAAAUACAUGACUCCCACACACAUCACACAAACGGCACGAUCACACACACAUCACACAAACAGCACCCUCGUGCACACAGCACCCUCACACAGCACCCUAACAAACACACAAACACCCUCACACACAGCACACUACCAGCACUCUCACACACAAACAGCACCCACACAAACACCCUCACCCACAUAGCACACUACCAGCACCCUCACACACACAUCACACACUAACAUCACCCUCACACCACCCUCACACAGCACACUAACAGCACACACACACACCAGUGUAUGUGUGUGUGUGUGUAUAUAUAUAUAUAUAUAUAUAUAUAUAUAUAUGUGUGUGUGUGUGUAAAAAACAGAUACAAUUCUUAUCUUGUAAUACCUUUUUUAUUGGACUAACAGAAUUUAGAGUGUCUGUGCAUAUUCAUUCUAUUGUUACAUAGAGUGUCUGUGCAUAUACACUCUAUUAAACACCACAAAGAAGAAUCAUACUGCACUCCUGUGGGACACCACUUUACCCAGCCUGGCCACUCGCUGAAGGACCUAAAAAUCAAAGUACUGAAAGGGGUUUUUAAAAAUACCCAGGAAAGAAAAGCCUUUGAAGCCAGAGUGAUUAAAUGGUUUAACAGCAAGAAUAGAGGACUAAAUAUUGAUUUGGGAUUCCUGUCCCACUACCAACACUUUACAUGAACACUCUCCCAGCAUUAUCUUACUAUUCUGUCGUAUGAACCAACACUUUAAAAUGCAUUCCUAUAUGUUUAUUCUAUCUAUAUACAAAGUACUAUGUGUAGACCUAUGCUUUCCCAUACUCGUAUGCAUGAAUGCUUAUAUAUAUUACUGUGCAUUUAUAUUUGUGUAUAUGAGUUCAUGUGCAUGUAUGUAUAUGUGUUUAUGUAUAUGUACAUGUGUUUAUGCGUUCACAUAUACAUAUUUAUGUGUGUGUGCAUGUAUAAAGUGUACCAUCCUGUGCACUGUCUGCUUGUUUGUUUUUCUUUUCCCUCUCUCCCCCUCACUCUGCUCUUCAACAAGAUAUUUAUGACCCUCUGCUAAGAUGGUGUCUAUUUUCUAAGAAACCUGUGUCUUAUCUACACUCAUGUUACUUUAACCCUUGUAUCACAACUCAACUUUGAAUUCUAUGUGUCGUUUUGCUCAGAAAUGCUUCAGACUUGAGAAAGGGAGGUUCUCCCGAAAGCUUGUCAUUAAAAAAAUCUGUUAGUCCAAUAAAAAAGGUAUUACAAGAUAAGAAUUUUAUCUGUUUUUUACAUCUACAUCACUGGACUAAUACGGCUACAAUCUCUACUUGAUCUAUAUAUAUAUAUAUAUAUAUAUAUAUAUAAAUAUAUAUAUAAAUAAGGUGCACUCACAGGUCUUCAAAAGUACUUCAUUUAUUCCAUAUACAAAUUACAUGUGCACAAAAAUCUUCCAAUAAUCGACGUUUCUUGAAAAAGACCCUAUAGGGGUCGAUACGUCGAUUAUUGGAAGAUUUUUGUGCACAUGUAAUUUGCAUAUGGAAUAAAUGAAGCACUUUUGAAGACCUGUGAGUGCACCUUAUUUAUAUAUUUUUGUAUUUACAAUGCUGAGGUUUGCACCCAGGCAAUAUUUCUUUGGAUAUCCGCAUUAAAGGGUGAGUGCCAAGCUUAUCUCUUUAUAUAUAUUUAUAUUUUUAUAUAUAUAUAUACACACACACACACACAUGCAGCGUGUGUUUGUGCUUUAGGGUGCACACCCUAAUUCGUAAUGUCCCGAACGGUUCGCCGCGGACGGCAAACAUAUGCGCUGUUCGGUCCGCCCCCUAUGUCAUCAUUGAGUAAACUUUGACCCUGUACCUCACCGAACAGCGCAUAUGUUCGUCGUCCGUGGCGAACCGUUCGGGACAUCACUAACCCUAAUGCAAUAGGCUGCGCACGCCUAUGAAGAUGUGAAUAGCACUGCUGCCCAAGCUGAUAGCAGCAGAAAAAGCCACACACACACCAGCUUCAGAGUGAACAAUUUUGCAGAUUUUCAGUGCCUAACAUUCUGUCUAUUGCUCUAUGAAUACAGUUAUAUUCUCUGGUCCUCUUCCUCUAGAUGACAGCUGCCAAGACCAAGCUGGAACAAACUGCGCUCUGGCAAUCAAAGUCAAUCUCUGCAGUCACUGGUAUUACAGUAAAGCUUGUUGCCGGUCUUGCCGCUCUGCUCUUUCAUAA
This is a messenger RNA of Pelobates cultripes (western spadefoot toad), 23988 nucleotides long. NCBI's taxonomy places the organism in Eukaryota, Metazoa, Chordata, Amphibia, Anura, Pelobatidae. The record is from the annotation of a GenBank genome assembly.